AUGGAAGAAAAGUUAAAUGAAAUGGAACAAGCUGGUAUCAUCACAAGGACAUCAACGCCUUACAGUAGUCCAUUGACAUUCACUCUUAAAAAAGACGGCUCAAUUAGAGUUCUGCUUGAUGCCAGAGGCAUAAAUAAGAAAAUGGUUGCAGAAACAGAGAAACCACCUAUACAAUUAGAUGUUUUGAAUUCAUUUCACGGAGCGAAUUAUAUCACUACCAUUGACUUAAAUAAUGCAUAUUUUCAAAUUCCGAUAAAUAAAGAUGGUAGAAAAUAUACUGGAUUCACAUUCAAUGGAAAGUCAUAUGUAUAUAAUGUUUUGCCGCAAGGAUUAAAAACAUCAGUAGGAAGCUUUAGCAGAGCCAUGAAUUUAAUAUUAGGACCAGGAGUCCAAGAAUUUUGUGUGAACUAUUUAGAUGAUCUAGCCAUUAUUACAACAGGAACGUUAGAUAAACAUUUGGAGCACAUUGAUAUUGUUUUAAGUAAAUUGAACAAAGCUGGCUUAACGUGUAACUUGCAGAAAUGUGAAUUUAUUUGUAAAGAAAUUAAAAUGCUGGGUUUUAUAAUUUCAACAGAAGGCAUAAAGACAGAUCCCGAUAAGAUUCGAGCGAUCCAAGAGUUUCCAGCACCUAAAAAGAUUAAACAAUUAAGGGCCUUUUUAGGUCUAUGCAAUUUUUAUAGAAGGUUUAUACCAAAUUACAGCGAGAGCAUAAUACCGCUCUGUGAAUUACUUAAAAAGGGACGAAAGUUCCAAUGGAGCGGUAAAGAACAGAAGGCAUUUGAUUUUAUAAAACAACAAUUUAUUAAUACAAUACAAUUGCAUCAUCCAGACUUUAAUAAGCCGUAUUAUUUACAAACAGAUUGUUCCGGUGUGGGUAUGGCCGGAGUACUAUAUCAGAUAGAUGAUAAUAAUGAAAUGAGAAUUUUAGGCUAUUAUAGUAAAGCCUUAAAAGGCCCCGAAUUAAAUUGGUCUGUUACUGAACAAGAGUUUUAUGCUGUAAUAAGCUGCCUAAAGAAAUUUGAAACAUAUUUGCGGGGCAGUAAAGUAAUAAUACUAACUGAUCAUAAAGCAUUAUUGUUUAUUAAUAAUAUGAAGUUAUUCAAUGGUAGAGUAACCCGAUGGAUUUUGUAUAUAGAACAAUUUAAUUAUGAAGUACAGCAUAUAUCGGGUAGACGUAAUAUUGUUGCAGAUGUGCUAUCACGUUAUCCUCCUGAUGGCGAUUUAAUACAAGAGGAUAAAAAUAAUAGUUUAGAAAUUGCUUACACAGAGAGCGAACCGAAUAUUGAGUUGAUAGAAAAAUUAAAAUCCUUAUCAGUAUAUCAAUUACAAGAUUCAGAGUCGUUGGCUAUUAUUAAAAAGUUAAAGACAUUAAAUACUUCCACAAUAAAACAAAACAAUAAAUUUAAAAGGUAUAGUUUGAAAAAUGAUGUAUUAUAUUACAAAACGAAUUUACAAGAAGUAAUAUAUUUACCUAAAGCAUUGAGACAAGAUAUUAUAAAUCAAGUGCAUGUCGAAAUGGGUCAUCAAGGACCCUAUAAGUUAUCUAAGAAAAGCAAUAUAACAUAUGUGGGUCCCUGCAAAUCUAUAAUAACAGAAAACAUUGGCGAUAUAGUCAUGGCAGACUUAUAUGGACCGCUUGUAUCAGGUACCUUUGGGUACACUUUCAUAUUUGUCAUUCAAGAUUCAUUCAGUAAAUUUAUCAAAUUAUAUCCUUUAAAACAGUCAACAGCAAAGUCUGUUGUAACAAAAGUAAAGCAUUUUGUUGAGAUUAUAAAGCCCAAGGCAAUAAUGACAGAUAAUGGAAAACAGUUCGUAAGUAAUCACUGGAAACAAUCAAUGAGUGAAUUAAAUAUAAAGCCAAUAUAUACCACAGUUAGAAAUCCUAGACCAAAUACAACAGAGCGAGUAAAUAAAGAGUUAAGCAGAUUAUUUAGGACGCUUUGUCAUACUAACCACAAAGAUUGGGCGUUAAUAUUGCCGAAAUUAGAAGAAUUGUAUAAUAAUUCUUAUCACAAUAGUACAGGCUUCACGCCUUGUGAGAUUCUUUAUGGUGAGUCUAAUGAGAUGUCUUUUGACAAAGUAAUUUCCAAAAGUAAAGACAAACAUAAUGUCGAACAAAUUAGACAACAAGUGCGUAAAAAUUUAAAAGAGGCAAGUCGAAUAAGAAACACAAAAUUUGAUAAGCGAAAUAGAUUAAUAAAAUAUAAUAUUGGUGACUUAGUAAAAAUUUCAAGAUAUAGUAGAUCAGACGCUGAUAAUAAAGUUAUGAGUAAGUUUAAUUUGGCAUAUGAAGGACCUUAUGUAAUAGCAGCCGUACCAUUUGACAAUGUAUAUACCUUAGCAAAUCCAGAGACAAACGAAAUUAGAGGAAUUUUCAAUGCUAUUCACUUAUUAAAAUAUUUUAAAUAA
Parnassius mnemosyne (clouded apollo) is the source of this 2409-nucleotide messenger RNA. Lineage: Eukaryota; Metazoa; Arthropoda; Insecta; Lepidoptera; Papilionidae. The record is from the annotation of a GenBank genome assembly.